AUGGACAACUCAGCGCAGCCUCCGGCUCCUACUCUAACCAAUCCUCGCUUCACCCUCGAGCUUGAAUUUGUCUCGUCCCUGGCAAACCCUUACUACUUGUCUCACCUGGCUGUGAACUACCAAAAUCUGCUGGGUAUUCGCGCCGAUGACAAUGACAAUGAAUCCGAUUCUUCUCCCGAUGCCCAAGCAUUCGUUGCAUACCUAGCCUACCUUUACUCCUACUGGAAGACGCCCGAGUACUCGCAAUUCCUGACCCACCCCGGUCCAACUCUGCGCGCCCUACGACUUCUUCAAGAAAAAACCUUUCGACAUGCUAUCAUUCAGCCACAGGUUAUUGAUGGACUUGCUGGGUUUAGCGGGCCGGUAAAGCCUUCUGAUGCUGAAGCGAAAGCGGAAGGUCCUGCAGAGAAGGACCAGCAGAACGGGUCUAAAACUUGA
Messenger RNA from Penicillium taxi, 438 nucleotides. RefSeq names its product mediator of RNA polymerase II transcription subunit 31. Gene Ontology annotation, cellular component: mediator complex; core mediator complex. The transcript has a single exon. Gene Ontology annotation, biological process: regulation of transcription by RNA polymerase II. Gene Ontology annotation, molecular function: transcription coregulator activity. The record is from RefSeq and is a predicted model, not a curated record. The coding region runs from base 1 to 438 and encodes 145 amino acids. NCBI's taxonomy places the organism in Eukaryota, Fungi, Ascomycota, Eurotiomycetes, Eurotiales, Aspergillaceae.